UUAUCCACAGCUAAAGAUCCCAAGAAGAUCAAGAGAGAAAGAAUAUCAGUUCAUGGAUUUUAUAGAAUAGGAAAAGUUAUAGGAGAUGGAAACUUUGCUGUUGUUAGGGAGUGUAAAAAUAGGAAAACUAAUAGAGAGUAUGCCCUUAAGAUUAUUAGCAAAGCUAAAGUGAAGGGAAAGGAACAUAUGGUCGAAAAUGAAAUUAGUAUAUUAAGAAGAGUAAAACACAGAAAUAUUGUAGAGCUAAUGGAAGAAUACGAAACUCCCAAAGAAAUAUUCCUGGUUAUGGAGUUAGUUAAGGGAGGAGAUCUUUUUGAGGCCAUCGUUAGAGCUACUAAAUACACAGAGAAAGAUGCGAGCCACAUGGUCCGAGACUUGGCAUCUGCACUACACUAUCUACAUUCUAUGAAUAUUGUACACAGAGAUAUUAAGCCAGAAAAUUUAUUAGUAAGUAACAUGCCUUCUACUUAAUUGCAAAUAGUCCAUGAAUUGUU
Messenger RNA from Orbicella faveolata, 494 nucleotides. Its product is annotated as serine/threonine-protein kinase DCLK1-like. NCBI's taxonomy places the organism in Eukaryota, Metazoa, Cnidaria, Anthozoa, Scleractinia, Merulinidae. Gene Ontology annotation, biological process: protein phosphorylation; intracellular signal transduction. The record is from RefSeq and is a predicted model, not a curated record. Gene Ontology annotation, molecular function: ATP binding; protein kinase activity.